Molecule: messenger RNA, 811 nt
Organism: Olea europaea var. sylvestris
Lineage: Eukaryota; Viridiplantae; Streptophyta; Magnoliopsida; Lamiales; Oleaceae
Product: molybdopterin synthase sulfur carrier subunit
Exons: 2
Coding region: 321-638 (105 amino acids)
Biological process (GO): Mo-molybdopterin cofactor biosynthetic process
Cellular component (GO): cytosol
Source: RefSeq, a predicted model, not a curated record
AGAUUCGGUUUAAAAGAGUGGAUGGGUUUGGAUACCGAGCACUACGGGGGCUUAAUCUUGAAAAAUCGACCUUAAAAUAAAACUUGUUUAAAGUUAAAUUGAUUAAUCUUUUUCCAAGUCUAGACAAACAAACGGGAUUCUAUUAGAGAGAUUCUGGACAAUGGUUAAUUGCAUUUGUGAGAUUGGAACCGGCUUAAUUCGGUAAAUCUUUGAAAGGAAUGGAGUCCUCGUAAUAUGUAUUCUCGAUACAUACCCGACCCGAAGCUGAAGGUAAAGAUAAGGAUUUUUGUAGAUUAAUUUUACAAAAAGGUUACUUAGUUAUGGAUAUCAAGGAACAGGAAAGUAAAACCGGAAAUGUUGAGGGUGAUGAGGAGGUGAAGGAUAGUAGAUCUGUUGUGAUCAAGGUUCUGUUUUUCGCACGAGCAAGAGAUCUUACUGGAUUGACUGAUAUGCCCUUGGAAGUUCCACCCUCUAGUACUGCUGAUGAUUGCCUGAAUAAGCUUAUUGCUAAAUUUCCGAGCCUAGAAGAGAUUCGUGAGUGCAUGGUCCUCGCUCUAAAUGAAGAAUACACCUCCAAAUCCACCGUUGUGAAAGAUAGAGAUGAAUUGGCCAUCAUACCUCCUAUAAGUGGUGGCUAGAUUUUUUUUAGGCCGUGUUCGAAUCUUUGGAACUCAAUUACAUGUAAGCAAUAUUUACUGACUACUGUCGUUUUAUUCAAUGGAUUUCCCAGUAGGACGUUUCUCACAUUCUUGAAAAAAUAUGUAAAAUUGAACUCUGAAAUCAGAUAAAAAGUUAAAACUUUUACUAGAAA